This is a messenger RNA of Zygotorulaspora mrakii, 1707 nucleotides long. RefSeq names its product dolichyl-P-Glc:Glc1Man(9)GlcNAc(2)-PP-dolichol alpha-1,3-glucosyltransferase (gene ALG8). The record is from RefSeq and is a predicted model, not a curated record. The transcript has a single exon. Gene Ontology annotation, cellular component: endoplasmic reticulum membrane. The coding region runs from base 1 to 1707 and encodes 568 amino acids. Lineage: Eukaryota; Fungi; Ascomycota; Saccharomycetes; Saccharomycetales; Saccharomycetaceae. Gene Ontology annotation, molecular function: dolichyl pyrophosphate Glc1Man9GlcNAc2 alpha-1,3-glucosyltransferase activity. Gene Ontology annotation, biological process: protein N-linked glycosylation.
AUGAAAACUGCAACUUCUAGAAAAUCAACAGCUGCAAUAAAUCCACCAUCCAAAGAUGAGACAAAGCCAGUUGUCAUGGCAAAUAGAAGGUUUUCGCUUUGGAACUUUUGGAUUGCAUCUCUCGCACUCAAGCUAUUAUUGAUGCCAGACUACUUUAGUACGGAUUUUGACGUUCAUAGGAAUUGGCUUGCUAUCACAAAUGCUCUUCCUCUCAGUCAGUGGUAUCGUGAGAAUACCAGUCAAUGGACCCUUGAUUAUCCACCUUUUUUUGCAUACUUCGAAUGGUUAUUAUCGCUGUUUGUUCCCAACAAGGUGCGCCAAGAUGGUUGUCUGGAUAUAUUAGAGGUGGGCAACUUUGGCUGGCCUACCGUGGUGUUUCAACGGUUGACCGUAAUCGCUAGUGAGAUUGUACUUUUUGUUGUUCUACAGGUCUUCAUAAACACCAGUCCCUUGAGUGAGAGGACUCAGAAUUUUGUUGUUGCAUCCAGUAUAGUCAUCUCACCAGGCUUUCUUAUGAUCGACCACAUUCAUUUUCAGUACAACGGAUUUUUAUUUGGUAUUUUGAUUGCUUCAAUUGUUGCAGCUAGAAACAAACAGUAUUUGUGGUGCGCUGUAUUUUACUCGACCGCUUUAUGUUUUAAGCAUAUUUUCUUGUAUUUGGCACCUUGCUAUUUCAUGUUUUUGCUAAGAGCUUAUGUUUUAAACUUCAAGGACUUUAAAUUCAAGAGUUAUAAAGAUUUGAUCUUUAUCGUUCAGUGGACCAACCUCUUUAAACUGAGUGCCAUAGUCAUAGGUAUUUUCGGUGCAUGCUUUGCACCUUUCCUCAAUGAUUCUCCUCAAGUGCUUAGUAGACUGUUUCCGUUUUCAAGAGGUCUGACACAUGCUUAUUGGGCACCAAACUUUUGGGCUGUAUAUUCCUUCGCAGACAAAAUUUUAACUUUUCUCAUGCUAAAACUACCGUAUGUGCACAAAUUUGCCAUCAAGAUUAUCUCACCACCCUUGAUCCCAGCUUCUAUUUUAGAAAUCAAGCAGCGUAUGUUACAAAACAAUAAUGGAACAAAAGGGCUUGUUCAAGAUGUGGCAUUUGUGAUACUCCCUCAGAUCACUCCAAAGUUGACUUUUAUUUUGACUGCAUUUUAUCAAGCUCUUGCGGUUAUCCCCCUUUUAUUCGAUCCUUCAUUUAAGAGAUUCAUUGGCUCGUUAACGCUUUGCGGUUUGGCCUCAUACAUAUUUGGUUGGCAUGUUCACGAGAAGGCCAUUUUGUUGGUGAUCGUUCCAUUUUCCUUUUUGGUCGUAUUCGAUAGAAGGUUAUUAUCCUCAUUCAUGCUUGUCACUGCAGCAGGAUAUGUCUCCUUGUUUCCUUUGCUUUACGAGCAUCAAGAUUUCUUAUUGAAAUGUUUAUAUACAGCUGCUUGGUGUACCAUCUAUUUUUACGCCUUUAAAAAAACCUCAAAGCUAUCCUCUAGUGUCGAAAGAAGAAUCUUUUUCCUCGAUCGUCUCUCGACGAUUUAUAUGUUCUCACUGUUAGCAUUGGUUUUGGGAGUACAGUUUCUAGACGUUAUGAAUUGGAGAUACCAAACCUUUCAAAAAUUUGAAUUUCUCGGUUUGAUGUCGUACAGUGUGUACUGCUCUCUGGGAAUAAUCAGCUCUUGGAUAGGUCUCUCGUGGCUAUACAAUUUUGACGAGCCUCUUUGGAUGAGUGACUAG